AUGGCACAGCUUAUCGAGAACCUGAAAAUCGGCGAUGCUGGAGUCGACAUCCCCGUUCUCGCCCCCGCAGUAAACGGAACUUCAAAAGAAACAGAGGAUUCGGACGACGAUGUCGCUGAAGAUACCCCGGCACUAUUCCCGAACAACACCUACCCCAAGGGCGAGGAAGUUGAGUAUAAAGACGACAAUCGAUGGCGAACUACCAACGAGGAGAAACGACACCUCGACAACCUCAAUGGUGACUUCCUCUCUGAUUACCGUCAGGCAGCUGAGGCACAUCGUCAGGUCCGUCAGUGGGCACAGAGAAGCAUCAAGCCAGGUCAAACGCUCCUCGAAAUUGCCAACGGUAUUGAGGAUACCGGUAUGGGAUUUCCUACCGGUUUGAACAUCGAUAACGUUAUCGCCUAUUAUAGCCUAAACGCCGGUUGCGGUCGGAUUGUGGACAGCGCCUUUACAAUAGCAUUCGAUCCUAUAUAUGAUAACCUACUCGCAGUCGUUAAGGAUGUAACGAAUACCGGCAUAUGCGAAGCGGGUAUCGACGUUUGGGUAGGAGAAUUAGGCGGCUAUAUUCAGGAAGCGAUAGAAAGCUACGAGUGUGAAAUCAACGGUACUACCUACCCAAUCAAAGCGGUUCGCAACUUAUGCGGCCAUACAAUCCUUCCGUAUUCUAUUUAUGGUACUAAGACUGUCCCCUUUAUCAAGUCGGAUGAUAUGACGAAGAUGGAAGAGGGGGACGUUUUUGCUAUCGAAACCUUUGGUAGUACCGGUAGCGGCCGAUAUGUCGAAGGAGGCGAGGUCUCACAUUAUGCCCUGCGCGGUAACGCGAACACCAAAGACUUGACUUUGUCUUCUGCUAGAUCUGUCUUGGGAGCUAUCAAGAAAAACUUCAGCACGAUCCCUUUCUGCCGACGCUAUUUGGACCGGAUUGGACAAGAGAAGUAUCUCCUAGGUCUGAAUAAUCUAGUGAAAUCCGGAAUUGUUGAAGAUUAUCCCCCUCUAAAUGAGAAACAAGGGACCUAUACGGCUCAGUUUGAACACACUAUUCUACUCCGACCAAACGUCACUGAGGUCAUUAGUCGCGGAGAUGACUUCUAA
Penicillium roqueforti is the source of this 1095-nucleotide messenger RNA. RefSeq lists its product as uncharacterized. Gene Ontology annotation, biological process: proteolysis. The coding region runs from base 1 to 1095 and encodes 364 amino acids. Lineage: Eukaryota; Fungi; Ascomycota; Eurotiomycetes; Eurotiales; Aspergillaceae. Gene Ontology annotation, molecular function: metalloaminopeptidase activity. The transcript is spliced from 7 exons. The record is from RefSeq and is a predicted model, not a curated record.